Messenger RNA from Cucurbitaria berberidis CBS 394.84, 1605 nucleotides. RefSeq lists its product as uncharacterized. The transcript is spliced from 2 exons. Bases 121 to 1332 code for a protein of 403 amino acids. Gene Ontology annotation, cellular component: cytoplasm; ubiquitin ligase complex. Gene Ontology annotation, biological process: ubiquitin-dependent protein catabolic process; protein polyubiquitination; positive regulation of proteasomal ubiquitin-dependent protein catabolic process. Lineage: Eukaryota; Fungi; Ascomycota; Dothideomycetes; Pleosporales; Cucurbitariaceae. Gene Ontology annotation, molecular function: ubiquitin protein ligase activity; zinc ion binding; ubiquitin conjugating enzyme binding. The record is from RefSeq and is a predicted model, not a curated record.
GCACGGAGGAGUACUGGAGGUCUUCUUUCGAGCAUCUUCAGGGCUCCCACGCAGCGUACACCGUCCGCGGUGAUUGCACGGUCAGUCACUUCAAAGUCAACGAGGGAAUGCCGCUGACCCAUGAUCAGAGUCGACUGUCUUGUCUGUAUGAACGAUGAUCUCCCGAUCAACAAAACGGCCAAGCUUGCCUGCGGUCACAGGAUGUGCCACCCUUGCUUGAAACGUCAGUUCACGCUUUCGGUCCAGGAUCCACAGCAUAUGCCCCCGAGAUGCUGCACCUCAGAGCACAUCCCACUCAAGUAUGCCGAACGAUUGUUCGAUGACAAAUUCAAAAUACUCUGGAAUAAGAAGUACCAAGAGUACACGACGGCAAAUCGACUAUACUGCCCCGCCAAAGGAUGCGGCCAGUGGAUCAAACCAUCGCGGAUACGUAUGGAUUUGACUUACGGAAGAAAGUACGCACGAUGUGGCGCUUGCCACACAAAAGUGUGCGUCUUGUGCAAUAGCAGGUUCCACACGAGACGAGAAUGCCCGCAGGACGAGGAAACCAAUCGCUUGGUACAGAUGGCGAAGGAGAAGGGCUGGCAGAGGUGCUACAGCUGCAAGGCUGUGGUUGAGCUCAAGGAGGGUUGCAACCACAUGACUUGCCGCUGCACGGCUCAAUUCUGCAUGGUCUGCGCAGCGCCUUGGAAGACUUGCAACUGUCCCUGGUUCAACUACCAGCUCAGUGAAGAUGAAGACCGGCUAAAUGACAUGCGAGUUCCAUACACCCCCCGGCAACAUGAUGGGGUUGAGGUUAUUGAGAUUACAGAAGAGCCCUCACCACCUCUAGCACGCCGCUCGAGCACACGUACUCGACACCGUAGCGAGCGAGAGCGCGACCUCGAUCGCGCAGACGAAGCGCUCGCGGCACACGUACAAACCCAUCUUCAUCUCAACCCAACUCCGAUAGAAACAAGCCAUCACCGCGAAGAUCCGGUUGUUCAAGUCUACGGCUUAGGCAACUCGGGCGGUCAUCAUAUGAACGAUUCAUAUGCUAUUCGUUCUCUGCCGACGUCGGCAGCUCGCUCGGCAGCUCGCACCUCCGCCCCUCGCGCUCCGUUCUUCAGCAGCCGGCGUGUGGUUCGGGAAGCCGUACCUUCUGCACGCCCUCCUCCUGCAACCGCAUCAACCAUGGCUGGCUUGUCCAGAGACGGGAAGAAGGUCGGUGCGAACCGAGUAGGAACGUGGCUUAGUCACAUUCAAGUCGAUAAUGAAGCCAUCCAUACUGCACCAAGGGGUGUUGAAGUCGAUGACUGGAGGUGUGACGGGACGAUGAUUGGAAUUGACUGAGCUUUCGCAUAUACCGCGGGAUAUGGAUGACUUCGCAUUAAAUCGCAUAUACUGCGGGAUAGGAUGACGCGAUUGGAUGCAUACAAAGGCAUUGGACACGGAAAGAUCUGGCGAUAUACCCAAUUACUCCACUUUAAUAGAUUCGACAUUUAGUUUAUUUUUCAUGUCUAGCGGACGCUGCAUUAUUCUACACCUGUCUUACCCCGGUGACGUGCUUAUGCGGCGAAUGCACAGUGAAGAUCCCCGUCCAUCCAAGCAAUAAUGAUGUCACCG